AUGAAUAACACUUUCUCGUCAUGGCUAAAAUGGGCACUCCUACUGGUAUACACACUGACAAGUGAUGGCACAAAAAUACAUGUUAAGAGAAAAAAAAUUUUGUUCCCCUCUUUUACACAAAAUGGUAACCUCAUAACGGGAAGAGACAAUCACUUACCUUCACACACGUUGGUGCGCAGACGAAAAGACUCCUUUCACCUGUUCAAGAGGGAGGACACCCGGUUGAAAUUAUCCCAGGAGGAUAACAUAGGUAAGGGAAGUGGCUCCUUAAAUUGCCUAAACGGAUUGAUAGAAUCCGUCUUACAUAAGAAAUACGAAUAUAAAAACAGCUUGAAGGAGCCCACUUUUACCAUCUCCCAUUUGGCUAGCCAUUUUAUGAACAACUCGGUAAAUUUACAAAAUGUACAAUUCGAUGAACAAAACAGGGAUAAAUAUACCUAUGAGAAAAAUAGAAUUGGCGAUUUUCUCGCAGAGCACAACAUAAAGGUUGGUGAAAAUUUUGGACAUCUUUCCCACGUCGAUACGAAUGUUCCACCGAAUGAAGAUCAAUCCAGUGGAAGCAUCAAAAAGGACAACAUUAAUCACACCCCAAAUGGUGAUAACGAAAGUGACCUCAAUCAUGAAAACAAUAUCCUCUGCUUGACGGCGAAAAAUAAAAUUAAAAAGGAAGGGGUCAUAUGCAGCAUACCGAGUUCAUACAUAAUUCACUAUGACUACAUCGUGAAGCAAAUUCGAAAAUACGUGGACCUUUUUUCCAGCACUUAUAACGUAAACUAUAUAAAAUACAUUUUUAAAAACAACAUGGAAGAGGAGAUAAAAGAACUACCCUCCCUUACCAUCCUACUAUAUGACAUUUACAAAAGGCACGUCCACUUUUUAUCCUUCAUGAAGUCACCACUUAUUUUUUUAAAAUUCUGGGACGUGAAAUUAACACUCAUAAUAAUGUAUGUCCACUUCGUUUCGAAAUAUGUGACUAUUCUGCUUCAUGCAUAUAAUUUUAACAACACCUUUUUUCUUCUUCUUGGGGAUUAUUUCGCCGAAAGGGAGAAGCCGAAUGGGGUAACUGGCAAAAAUUCGACGGGCAGUGAAGACCAAAGGGAUGAUAACACAAAGAACAGCUACCCCUGUAACGCUAACGCAGAAGAGAAACCACGGAAGGCACACCCCACACACAUAGACCAAACAAACUUCGCCCUUACCCAAAAAACAAAUGACACACUUAAAGAGAAGACCAAUUUUUUCUUCUAUAAAAAUUACGAACAUUACAUCAACUAUAUUGUUAAUAAAAAACGUCUGUCCCAUUUGCCCCUACUUUUCUCAGACUCCUCUUUCCAUCUUUUCAACAACAUGAAUAUAAAAAAUAUAAUUUAUUUUAGGAGGCAAAUGCUGCACGAAAUAUUAAAUUUACUUAAGGGUGAAGAACAUGGGGACUCCAACUUUUUAUUCAUUGACAAAAAUGCCAUACGCAGAAUUUUAUUCACUAACAAUAAGUAUUACCAACGGAUUGAGAAUUUCCUACCCUGUGCUGACAACCCCCUUUGGGAGGAGAAACGAGAAUCUCGCCAGGACAUGUCACCUGACCGCACGGCAGAUAUUAACAGGUUGUAUCACUUCGCGUUGCUGGUAGGGGAGGGAAACCAAAACGGACAGGACAACCACCCAAAUGGAGGACUACCGCCCAGCGCACCAAGUGAAUCCAUCAGCCAAGCUAUUCAAUCCAUCGCGUACACGGAAUCCCUAUUCGAAUCGUUGGACAAUUUCGUCAAUUACAACUUCCUGAUGAGAAUAUAUUCGUACGUCUCUUCGCAUGCCAUAAAAGUGAAGGGCAACGUAACUCAAAAUGGGGAGCAUUCAGCGGAGGGGGGAAAUAAAAUAAAUCAAAAAGAUCAAAUAGAUCAAAAAGAUCAAAUAGAAGAAGGCGAAAAUAACCCAAACGACAAUGAACACUAUGAGCUCAAGGACAACAUCCUCAGCAGCAACGUCAAAAUGGAAAAGGUGGAGAAGGCCAUCCAUCAGAUCACCGUAAAGGAAUGCGCUAAGCACGAUUUCAACCAAUAUGAGAAAGCCGAAAAGGAGGAAGAAAACAAAUACAUGUGUCUAAUACCAAUUAUAGACAUCUGUAACCAUAGCAAUUUCGACAACAACUGUAUUAUCAAAAAGGAAAUAAAAAAAAGUGCAGAAGGUGGGUUGCACAUUGGGGGAGAUUCCAAGAUGGAUUCCCAUUCUGGGGAUGACCGCAAUCGAACGAACGAAAUGAAGAAAAUUUUUAGGGAGACCCACAUUGAGUAUACGCCAAAAGAAGACCAUCCUCCGGAAGAGCAACCACCAAUUAGCAAUUUAGAUAAUGUCCAAUUAAUCAGCUCAAAAGAUAUAGACAUCGGUGAAGAAAUCACCAUAAGUUACGGCAACCUGAGCAAUGACCUCCUUCUCCUAGAAUACGGAUUUGUUGAUAAGCAAAACACAAAAGUGUACUUCCAUUUCGAUGUGAAAAUUGUUCGAGAAAUAGUUAUACAAAUAUUAGGAUUUGAUAUGUUACCACUAACCAUGUUAGAAAGUCUACCACGGAUUAAGGUGGAUUUAUUUAAAAAGCUUAAUAUUAUCCAGAACAAUGAAAAUCUGUAUGAACGAUUUGAUGUUAACAGCAUGGAGAGCGCAAAAAUUACGAGAAAAAAAAAGGAAAUACUAAACGAUUAUGUAAGGAAAAAUAUAUAUUUCAACGAGUACAACAUUUUUACCAUGAAAGAUCGUAUUAACAAAUUUUACAUCGAAGAAAAACUCCAACAUUCACAGAAGAAAAAUUACCUAUACAUAGGCACAGAAUUUAUUGUAGACCCAAUCCUACUAGCCACAAUGAGAGUUAUCAUAUAUGAUGACUUAAACCACCUCGCCAAGGUAAAGGUAACAGACCUGCUCAAAUGGGAACAUUACUUGUCACCCCUAUCCGAAGUAGUUGUGUUGCAAAUUCUAAUCAAAUUAAUCGAUGAAAUUAUAUAUGAACAAUUCUACCAUAUCAAUUAUGAAGAAAUAUUAAAGAAGGGAAAGGUCCAAUAUGCCGAUUUGAAAUUUUUACAGAAUAAAUUUCUCGAAAAAGAUUUGUUCGACUCGGAGAAAUCCAUAGACGUAUCACACAGUAACAACUUUAAAAUCGUCAUUUAUAAUAUCAUGAAGCUGAAGGAGCUGCAAAAUGCGAGAAGCAAGCUUACAGAAAAGUUGAAGCAAAUGAAGGAGCUCGUCAAGGUCUAA
Molecule: messenger RNA, 3243 nt
Organism: Plasmodium coatneyi
Lineage: Eukaryota; Apicomplexa; Aconoidasida; Haemosporida; Plasmodiidae
Exons: 1
Coding region: 1-3243 (1080 amino acids)
Biological process (GO): peptidyl-lysine monomethylation
Molecular function (GO): protein-lysine N-methyltransferase activity
Source: RefSeq, a predicted model, not a curated record